UUCGCUCUGAGUGGUUGACAAUUGGAGUGUUCUGAUUGGAUGACGUGGGCCCUCCCAAUGCUCUUUAAAGCUUCCACUCACCUCCAGGGCUAAAAAACGAAGCUCAUCCUUGUUCUGUGAACACAUCUAGUGUCCUGCUGGUUACCGGCUUUCAUUAGCUGCUUCCUGGUGUCAGUUCCAGCUCCAACCAAAUCUCUCUGGUGCUUCUUCCAGCCAUUUUCCCAAAGACCAAAUCCUUUGCUGUGAACAUGGACCGUCUGGAGCUGAAGAAAGUGAGCACAGAGGCGGACGACGAAAGCAGCGUGGACGAUCGCUUCACGCCCAUCGAUUCAGAGAAGGCCAGCCAGUUUCUGGAUGAGGACGACGGAGAGAGUCAGAAGUUUCUCACCAAUGGCAUCAUGAAGAAGAAGAAAUAUGAUGAAGAAGAAUAUCACCCGGGUCACACGUCGUUCGGGAUGUCCGUCUUUAACCUCAGUAACGCCAUCAUGGGAAGUGGAAUUCUGGGACUGUCCUUCGCCAUGGCCAACACCGGCAUCAUACUGUUUGUCAUUCUCCUGCUUGGAGUCGCUAUCCUGUCGCUUUACUCCGUUCAUCUGUUACUAGUGACGGCCAAAGAAGGAGGCUCGCUGAUCUACGAGAAGCUCGGAGAGAAAGCGUUCGGAUGGCCGGGAAAAAUGGCAGCUUUUGGAUCGAUAACUCUGCAGAAUAUCGGAGCCAUGUCCAGCUACCUGUUUAUAGUCAAAUACGAGCUUCCAGAGGUGAUUAAAGCUUUUCUCGGGCUGCAGGAGAACUCUGGUGAAUGGUACCUGGACGGGAAUUAUUUGGUGGUGUUUGUGUCCGUGGGCAUCAUUCUCCCGCUGUCUCUGCUGAAGAACCUGGGGUAUCUGGGCUACACCAGCGGCUUCUCGCUCUCGUGCAUGGUGUUCUUCCUGGGAGUGCUGAUCUAUAAGAAGACGAUCCUGCCGUGUCCUCUGCCGUUCUUCUACCAGCACGAGUCAAACAUGAGCGUGAACGGCUCGGACGCUCUGGGUCUGUACUCGCUGCACAACGCCUCGGCGCUGGCCUCUUUAUCAGCAGCGAACGCUCCUCACCUGGAUCCUCACGCACCGCUCCACAGCGCAGUCCAGGUCACGCCUCACCCCGAGGACACCGAGGACAUGUGCACGCCCAAAUACUUUGUGUUCAACUCACAGACCGUGUACACCGUUCCCAUCCUCGCCUUUGCUUUCGUGUGUCACCCUGAAGUUCUGCCCAUCUACAGCGAACUCAAAGAUCGCUCUCGGAGGAAGAUGCAGACCGUCUCAAACCUGUCCAUCCUGGCGAUGCUGGUCAUGUACCUGUUCUCCGCUCUCUUCGGCUAUCUGACCUUUUACGAUCAUGUGGAGGCAGAGCUGCUUCACACCUUCACCAAGGUCUAUAAGUUUGACACGAUGCUUCUUCUGGUGCGUCUGGCCGUGCUGACCGCUGUGACACUGACCGUUCCCAUUGUGCUGUUCCCUAUCCGUUCGUCCGUCAUCACGCUGUGUUUCGCUGGAAAAGAGUUCAGCUGGAUCCGACACUUCCUCAUCGCCGCCGCGAUACUGGCCUUCAACAACCUCCUGGUGAUCUUCGUCCCCACCAUCAGAGACAUCUUCGGCUUCAUCGGUUCGUCUGCUGCCACCAUGCUCAUCUUCAUCCUCCCCGCCGCCUUUUACCUGCGGCUCGUCAAGAGCUUACCGUUCAGAUCGCCGCAGAAAAUAUCCGCGGCUGUUUUCCUGGUGGUGGGCGUCUUCUUCAUGAUCGGCAGCUUGUCUCUGAUCGUCUUGGACUGGAUCCACAAUCCUCCCGGCUCUAGAGGAGCUCAUUAAACCUCCGCAUGGACCUCUCUCUCCUCUCUCAUCUGUUUCCCAGCUCUCCGUUAAAGAGAGACCGAGCUGGGCAGAAGGGUUCAUCACAGAAGCACUUCAUGUUUGGUCUCAUCAGCUGGACAUAGAUAGAUAGAUAGAUAGAUAUAGCUGUUAUCAGUUCACUCAAAGAUGAUAUUUCAGAACUAAAUGAUGCUGACUCUGUGUUUAUUAUUAUCACUUGAAUCAGAUUUCCUCUUCGAGAGGGGAAAAAGGUCCAAUUUUUGUACCCAAAAUCUAGUGUUGGUCCACGCAAGCUUAGCUUUUUCCUCUCCACCUGAUUCGGUUCUCUUCGUUAAGAGGAUUUUGUGCAUUCAUCUUUCUAAAGAAGUUCAGAUAAUAAUUUAGCCACACCACACAGACACGAACAUCCGUUUGUGACUCAUUAAUCACACGCACAAGCCCAGACCCGACCGUUCGCUCUCUAACCCGGCUCCGCUUCACAGUCCCAUCACAUCAGGUUUACUGUGGAGACCACGAGAGGGUCACGCCUGUCGCCCUCGUCGUGUUUCUGCUUGCGCCGGUCCUGCCAAAGUGGACGAUAUUUAAAGAUCCUUUGGUGAUCUAUUUACUCAUGAAGCAAGUGAAUAUUUCAAAUGAAAUGGUUAUGAUAUUUUUGCAUGUUUUGAAUCACAAACAUGGUCUUUUUGGACGUUGUAUAUGGUUUGUAAAUAGUCUAAUUCGUUUCGUUUGGGUCACGGAUGGACGCCGGGAGGGGUAGAGUUUUAGUAUUGUAUUUUAGAUCUCGGUGCCAUCGUGACGUUAUUUUCUUUUGUAAAUUUGUAGAAAAGCCAUUGUAUUUGUAUUGUGCCUCCUUGACGGUUUCACGAGGAACUGACACAUGGAGUUACACGUGUUUUUGCUCUUCUUUUUUUGUUUGUUACUUGAUUAGUUAGCAGCUGAAACGAUACGGAGACUCGCAGACGAAUGUUUGGUCAUAUUUCACAUCUAGAAUGAUUGAAAACCAUCUGAUUUAGAGCAGUAUUUGUCUUCCGCUGUUUACCGGUGUAAAAACAUAUCGGACGUGUUUGUAAUGCAAUUUAUAUAUGCAUUUUAAAGUGGACGUGAAAUCAAAACUGACCCUAUUUGCUUUCUUAUUAACAUUUAAAGAUCUGUUAAUGCAUUAACUAGCAAAAAAAAAAAAAUCUUUUUUUUUUCUGGCCAAAAUAUUGAAUUUUUUUUUAUUUAUUUUUUUUACCUUCAUAUAUCAAACUAUAUUUCAAAAUGUAUAUUAGGGGCAAGAAAAUACAUUUCUAAUUCAUUAAUGUUUAUUUUUUAUUUUAUAAGUUCACCUGUGAUAUAUAAAGACAAAGUUUUUCCUUAAAUGUGAAAUGUGAACAUAUUUUCUCGGAUUGAAUAUAUAUGGAGGGCAAAAUAAACUUUGAAGUGCUUUUAAAAAUAUAUUUCUAUUUUUAAAAUAUAUUUUCAAAAUUAUAAAAAAAAAUAAUAAUAUUUUUGAAAAACAUUUGAGCAAGUAAAAAUAUAUUUGACCCCUUUUUUGAACAUUUUAAAAUAUAUUUAUUUAAAAUAUAAUUUAAAAUUUUUUUUUUGUCAUGUGGGUGGUUAAUAAAAAUACAUCUGUUAAUUCAGAUAAAUUCAUACUAUUAUAAUAAUGCAUUAGUAACUGUUGAAAUUAAGAUUAAUAAAUUCUUUAGAAGUAUUUUCCAUUGUUAGAUGAAACAUUAUAAUUAUUAACCCUUUCUUCAUACACGUUCAAAAGAAGUGCUUGCGUCAUUUUUAAUCAAAAUGUAAAAAAACAAUUUCCUUUCUUUUUCAUUUCUGACUUUCCAUUCAAUUUUCAUAUUUUCACACGAGAUUACGGAAGUAAAAUGGGUUGUGAAUGUUUUUCAUGUCGACUUUAAGCGUGUUUGCGUCGCUUCAGACGUCCGUUCAUCCUCAGACUUGUUCCUGUCGCUUCCUUCAGGGAAAAUGUGCAGGAAUUGAAACAUCACUGAAUCUACAAACUGUAACAGUUUAGAUGAUUUUGGUAAUGUGAAGUGAACACAGUAUCCCAGUAUUUUGCUGAUUGUAGAGGAACAACCGAUCAUAUCUGUAUCACUGAAGCUGUUUCCAUUUAAUGUAACAUGAGAAAUAAAGAAACGUGAAACAA
Molecule: messenger RNA, 3993 nt
Organism: Carassius gibelio (silver crucian carp)
Lineage: Eukaryota; Metazoa; Chordata; Actinopteri; Cypriniformes; Cyprinidae
Product: sodium-coupled neutral amino acid transporter 4
Exons: 16
Coding region: 249-1847 (532 amino acids)
Biological process (GO): amino acid transmembrane transport
Molecular function (GO): amino acid transmembrane transporter activity
Source: RefSeq, a predicted model, not a curated record